AUACGGCCUUACACCUUCCUUCUGAUAACGACGUGAUUGGCGCCACCCACCCACGUGCUAACAAACUAACAAUACAUGAUAAAGUAUUAAGUCGCAUGAAACAAUUUAGUAAAAUUUAACUUGAUUUUUUUACUGUUUUCUUACGUGAGCUGAUGGCGAGCAACUCUGAGCGGCUCUAGGACCACGAGGAGUCGAAUCUGCUGCUUCCCACCACGCAGCUCUUCUGUAUGCAGCACACAUCCUCCUCCACACAGCCCCCUACAGUCAUGCCCCCGUCUCCUCCUCUGCAGGAAAACUAUCCUCCGACCAGACCGCUUUUUCCAGUCCUACUGCCUGCGUGCCACUCCUUCAACGGGGACCUUCUCGCGUCUCCACGCAGCCUGGGGCGCUGUGUAUCUGGUGCAGAACUCAUGGAUGCUCACCUUGGGAGGGACCAUCUGAUAUUUGGGUUGUGAGUUUAUAGAAAGACAGGGCCAGAGGGGCGUUAAGGGUGGCACCACUUACCCAAACAUGCCCAGCUGCUUCCACACCUGUGUGCACCUGUCCCUAUCAUUGUUCAGAGGAGUUCUAACCUCCAGCGACUUUGAGAAACCCCUCUGACAGGCAGAGUAAGCAGCAGUCUGAGGAGGGAUGGAGGGCGGAAGAAUGGACGGGAGCCGAGCAGAAGAGGCUGAAACCGCCUCUAAACUGUGGAGAGCGUCACCAAGAGGAGGAUCUGGGGGAGAUGGCUGCAGACAAAAUGGCCUCAUCAACACCUACUGCCUGGGGGUGGAGCCUCGGGAGGCACUACUGUCACUGUACUCGUCUCCUCAAUACCAGGUGGUUGUGAAAGCUCCCUCCCACCAGGAGCACAGCAGGGGGUCUCCUCGGGUGCUAAAGCCCAGUGCUCUCCUCCCACACCAGGUGGUAUCAGACCCCAGCCUCUUCCUGCGAGCAUGGGGAGAGGCUGGGGGGGGCGACUGCUGUGAGACCACUUUCAUUGAGGGCCUGGGUCCCGAUGUCUCCUCCUCAGCUGGUGUCUCCUCCAAAGAGGUGAUGCUGUUUGCUGAUGGGAAGCUUCUGGAGAUUUCUGGAGAUGAUUCAAAGAUUCACACGCUGUCGUACGACAUCGACGAUGACGAUGACUUCCAGGAGCUGGAGAGCGAUUACUCGUGUGACUCAGAGAGUGAAGACACCUUCCUGCUAAUGCCUCCCAGAGAUCAUCUGGGCCUCAGCGUUUUCUCCAUGCUCUGCUGUUUCUGGCCCCUCGGCAUUGCAGCAUUCUACCUGUCACAUGAGACCAACAAGGCUGUGUCCAAAGGAGACUUCCAUCUGGCCAGCUCCAGUUCGAGGCGGGCUCUCUUCUUGGCCGUGCUGUCAAUCACCAUUGGGACGGGCAUCUAUGUAGGUGUGGCCGUGGCGCUCAUCGCCUACCUGUCUAAGAACCACCACUGGUAGCUGUCUUCAAGGAGGGACCUGCCUGUCAUCCCUCUAGUUUACCUGGAGCCUCAGGCAGGAGGUUGGGUUGGUGACAAGAUGUUAGGAGGAACCCAACGGGUUCCAGCAACCAGACCUGCAGCACAACUGGACUGUGGUUUGCACUUAAAGAAGAUUUUUAGUAGAUUGUUGCACAUUUUAGUUAUUGUUUAGUUGAGUUGGAAAACAAAAAAAUAAAAUGUAUUUCGCAUGUUAGUGCCGCAUAAACAUGUUUUUAAAUUGCUGCUUGAAUCUCAGUCACUUACUGAGCUUUUAAAUGGGGGUUGACUGAAACGAUGUUGGGUAGUAUUUAAGAAUGAAGGGACACUCCAUACCCUCCAUAUUAUCUAUGCCGAGAAAUUACCAUUUAUUCCUCUGCAAAAAGCCUCUGAAACACGACAGAGGCUUUUUUGCCUCGGGCUCACAGACUACAACUGGUUUUCUGCCCCAGCAAAGGUCGGGUUGAGAGAGGGGUGGAGCCAGCUUGCUGGAGCGCAACUGCUCCCACUGAUUCCGGCAGAGCCAAAGGCCGGAAUCCUCCAACAGCCAGAUGCAUCAUGUUGCUGUGCUGAAAGAAGCACAACUAAAUCUAACGAACGUUGUUUUUAAGUUGUUAAGCAGACAGUUGUUAGAAAGCCAGAGAUUCUUCAUUUAGCCAAAACCCUCUUAUUUUUUUUUUAAAUCCCUUAUUUUCUUCGUCUGCUGUUAGUGGCUGGAAAAACAAGACGGUGGUCCCUUCAAAGAGUCUGUGACCACACAUGACCGGCCAAUAUUAGCUACAAAAAGGAUGAAAUAAAUUCUUUUUUUAGUAUUACAGUUGCUGCCAGCCAAGCUAAUGCACUGGCUAACGUUGUAUGUCUAUGUAAUGUAAUGUAAAAACAGCAAUGUAAUGUAAGCUAGCGCUACUCCUGACAGUUCAAAACACAAGAAGCAGCUCAUAACUGUACUUAAACUUCACAGAGCAAGCUAGAAAAAUAAACUGUUAAAUAUAUCACUUCCUCAGUGCUCCUUCCACCGUUCUGUCCCAGCUGCUUUUUUUCUGGUCUGUCCUGAGGCUAGUUUGCUAACUGAUCAUAGCAUAUAAACACAGUGAGCUGUAGAAGCCGCAUUUUUAUCCAAGAGGAGUCGGCAGCGGUAGAUUCAUUGCAGGACUGGGAUAUUUAGUUGUGCUUCUAUUGGUGCACACAAUGGCACGAUGCAUCUGGCUCGCUGCUGUCUGAUGCAGGAUGCCAGUCUUUGGCUCUGCCAGACGCUGGCCCUGGGCUCUCUGCUGCAGGUGCCGGUUCCUUACGGGUAGCUUUGUACUCCUCCAUAAGGCGUAAUUCAUUGGCACUGUACUCUGGCUCAUACAACUAACUACGAAUAUCAGACUGUGCUAAAGAACUUGCUGUCUUCUAAAUAAUCUACAGCAGGACCUGUGGCUAUUGAAUAUUAGUGCUGUACGUGUAUGCGAGGAAAAACAAUGGCAGACAGAGCAGUUGUGCUCCAGCAGACUGGCUCCGCCCCCUCUCAGCCUGGUGCCACCCCCUCUCAGCCCAACCGUUGCUGAGGCAGGUAAAGAGAAAACCAGGAAGCAGUAGUUGUAGUUUUCAAGCCCACAGCAAAUCAUCUGCCCAGGCAUUUUACGGGAGGAAUAAAUGAUAACUUCUCCGCAUAGAAAUUAUGGAACAAUCUGAGUGUCCCUUGAUUCGUAAAUAUCGUUUUGGUCAACCCCUAUUGAGUUUUCCUUUAAAUGACUAAUUUGCUGCUGUAAUAUUUAGGCCGAAUAAGCAACAAAAUAGAUUUUCUGUUUUAAAAAAUAAUCCUGAAUGAAUCCUGUGUAGUGGAGGCGCUGAGGCACUGAGCAUGGAAAUUUGGCAAAAUAAUGUUUUCAGCACCAGGUUUUCUUUGUUGGCAUUUUUCUGAAUCAGCUGAAUUUUUAUUACUAACAUUAGGAAGAUUACACUAGUAUCUCUCCUAAUGGUUCUUAGAACCAGGAGACCAACCCUGGGCUGGUCGGAACACACCUGAGCCAAGGCUGGUGGGGUUCAGCCUGUAGCUUGAAAACCCGUGGGUCCCGGUCCUGGUGAAAGCCUGAUGUCUGUGUCUUUUCUCAGAGGAAAAACAGUCCAACUCACUCUUUUUCUAAUUCUGUAAAUCUGUUUUUUGCUUCAGAUUUGAACUAUUAAUAUUUGAGUUGAUUAGUGAAAUAAUCACCAUCAGAUCAGAGGGGGCUGGAAAGCCUAACAAUUUACCUUACAUUUCAUUUCCCUGUCUUAAACCUUCACAGCUGAAUGUUUGCAAACAUCACUGAGCGCUUUAUGCCUGAUCACCCUGAUCAAUUAUCAUUCUAAUCCUGCUACAAUGUCUGUUCUGCUGGAAACAACAGGAAAAUGGAAACAAGCGCCAGCAGGCGGCGCUUGAGCUGCGUCUGACUGAGAUUUAAUGUUUACAGGGAGAAGCCUGAUGGUUGGUUAAGGUCCACCAGUGGAUGAAGAUCUGUAAAGCAUCAUCAUUGCAUCAUGGCUUUCUGAUUCUUAUUCUUCAUGAGUCCAGACACCACAGACAAAGCCAAAACACCUGGCAGACACAGCAAUGGCCGAAUGCCCAAUCGCCUGGUGGAACUUUUCUUUGGCCAAACAGGAAGGUUGAAGCAGGUAAAAGGUUUGACUGGUUGAGUAACAGACUUAAAGUAAGACACAUCCACCAGUAACCCAACAGCAGGAAACAGGCUUGAAUGUGUCCAGAACCACAACUCAACACAAAGUCAAUCCUGCAGUAGUCUCACACAUGACCCUUUACAGCAACAACAAAUAUUUGAGAUCAGGCAAAAUAAAGUGUUUAGUGUUACCUGACAGAAAGCAGCUGUGAAGAAUCAGACAGGACUGUGCGACACAGACAGGUGAGGGGUCUGAGCAGGAGCCAGAGCGAGGCAGGAAGACGCUGAGAGGAAGCGUCAUCAUGAGUCAAAGCUCCUGCAGUAGUGAACAGCCGGUUUUAAAAAACGAUGCUAUUGCAAACGUGAAGAGCCGACUCCCACUGGGAACAGCCGAAAGUUUCAGCUCUGAAAAUCUAUACACACAAAUGCCAGACUACUUUUAUGGCCGCACCACUCGGCCAAUCACGUACGAGGAUUGACGUAAGGGGCAGACGGUCCUAAAUUGGCGAGUGUAGUGUUAUAGGUACACAGACAGGGAGCGUUGGUAAAAAAGGUAAAAAAACGACCAAAAAAAUGAAAUGAAAAAGAACAUCUGGAUGCAUUUUAAUGAUAUUGGAGACGGAAAACCUGAGUGCAGACUUUGUAAAAUGAAAAUAUCUGUCUAUUAUUUAAAGUGUUAUGAAAAUGA
This is a messenger RNA of Betta splendens (Siamese fighting fish), 4781 nucleotides long. RefSeq names its product synapse differentiation-inducing gene protein 1. The transcript is spliced from 4 exons. Lineage: Eukaryota; Metazoa; Chordata; Actinopteri; Anabantiformes; Osphronemidae. Gene Ontology annotation, cellular component: postsynaptic density membrane; excitatory synapse; synaptic vesicle membrane. Gene Ontology annotation, biological process: positive regulation of synapse assembly; synaptic vesicle clustering. Bases 631 to 1437 code for a protein of 268 amino acids. The record is from RefSeq and is a predicted model, not a curated record.